AAUUACAAUUUAUAAAUAGCUUAUUCUCUUUUCAAAGAUAAUUUUAAGCGGGAAAUUAUACGUUUACUUUAUUGUAAUUAUUACAUUCGUUUUAUGUACAAAACAUCGGCAGAAUUCCUAUUUAAACAUUACAAAUUACUAUAAAUUCUAAUACUGGAAUAGUAUUGUUUGAAAAUGUCAACUCUUAAAAAGUCUGCAAAAUCUAAGUUCAUAUCAGAAGAUUUAAGUGAUUUUAUAAAUGAGUCUGAAUUUUUAAAUGAUUCUCCAAAAGCCAAGAAGCAACAAAAACGACAACGAACUGAAACUGUUCUAAAAGAUAAUCAAAAUCUAAGUCUCCAUGCAAGUGUCAUUAAAAAGAAAAAAAUAAAUGAAGGUGUUGAAGCAUGUGGAGAAUCACGACAAAAAAUAUUAAAUGUAAUGAGCCAACAGUUAGAAUCAAGAAAGCAAAUAAAUGAUAAUUUACUAAAAAGUUUGUCAGAAGUUCUUACUCACUUUGAGACUGAUUAUAAUGCCUUAAAAGAAAAUGAGCAAAAGAUAGAACACCUUACUGGAUCAUUUAUGAAAUGUAUACAACAAGCUACAGCUGCACACAAGCAAAAACUGAGAGCUUUUAAAGAAAUCCAUUCUACUUUUAAAAAAGAAUGUGAAGAAAUGGAAGCAGAACAAAAAGCUGAAGUGGAUAAACUAGGAGAUGAAUUGGAGGAGGAUAUAAAUAAGUUGAAACAAAAAUUGAUAUCAGAAACAAAGCGUAACGGAUGGGAAACAUUGCGGAGAUCUUUCCUUCAAGCUAUGCAGAAUGAUUUUUAAAGUUUCUUU
Molecule: messenger RNA, 816 nt
Organism: Nymphalis io (European peacock)
Lineage: Eukaryota; Metazoa; Arthropoda; Insecta; Lepidoptera; Nymphalidae
Exons: 3
Coding region: 175-807 (210 amino acids)
Biological process (GO): meiotic cell cycle; spermatid development
Cellular component (GO): synaptonemal complex
Source: RefSeq, a predicted model, not a curated record